AUGCUCAAUCUAACAGACAGCGUGGUUAAGAACGCCACGACCAGAAGCAUGCUCGACGUCAACCCUCAUGGCGGCUUCCACUUCGGUGUGGAUGGGAUCCAUGUUGACGAGGCGGGCCGGGUUUGGACGGGCGAAGACGAGGGCAUCGUACCGGAACAUCCACUUGGUCUUCCAUUUGCGAUCCCUUCACUCGAAUCAGAGGAGCUCAACGUGCAGGGGAGGAACACUUUGGUGGAGGAUCAAGCUGGCGAGGACGGUGGCCACAGUGAUGAUGACGUCGACGACGACGACGACGACGAUGAUGAUGAUGAUGAUGAUGAUGAUGGAUAA
This is a messenger RNA of Verruconis gallopava, 330 nucleotides long. RefSeq lists its product as uncharacterized. NCBI's taxonomy places the organism in Eukaryota, Fungi, Ascomycota, Dothideomycetes, Venturiales, Sympoventuriaceae. The coding region runs from base 1 to 330 and encodes 109 amino acids. The record is from RefSeq and is a predicted model, not a curated record. The transcript has 2 exons.